UCUUGCUUACCUACUUGAGCAAAACCAACAUGACCUUUCUUCCAUUCUCCAUUUUUCUUGAAUGCAACAGUUUUGGCAUGUUUAUCAUCAUUAUUGAUUGUUGAUGCCCAUAAGGAACUUGUAGCUUCAUUCAUUUUCUUUCUUCCCAGUGGGUUAUCAUUUCUAUAUAAAGCCUUCCCAGAUCCUCUCAUUUUCCCAUCUUCCAUUGAAUUCAUAUUCAGCAAAGCAAUAUGGAAAUAAAGAAAGUUCUAUUAGUUGCUCUAUUCCUUGCUUUGGUUCUUGGUAUGGCUGAGAGCUUUGAUGUACACGACAAGGAUUUAGAAUCCGAAGAGAGUUUGUGGGAUUUAUACGAGAGAUGGAGGAGCCAGCACACGGUUUCUCGAAGCCUUGAUGAGAAGCACAAUCGCUUCAACGUGUUCAAAGCCAAUGUGAUGCAUGUCUACAAUAGUAAUAAACUGGACAAGCCUUACAAGCUGAAGUUGAACAAGUUCGCUGACCUAACAAACCAUGAAUUCAGGAGCAUCUACGCUGGCUCCAAGGUUAAUCAUCACAGAAUGUUGCGAGGCACGCCACGUGGGAAUGAUACUUUCAUGUAUGAGAACGUUGAUAGGGUUCCUUCUAUGGUGGAUUGGAGGAAGAAAGGUGCUGUCACUGGUGUAAAGGAUCAAGGCCAAUGCGGUAGUUGCUGGGCUUUUUCAACUAUUGUGGCUGUUGAAGGUAUAAACCAAAUCAAGACAAAUAAGCUAGUGUUCUUAUCUGAGCAAGAACUAAUAGAUUGUGAUACUAAAGAGAACCAAGGAUGCAAUGGUGGGUUGAUGGAAUACGCGUUCGAGUUCAUCAAGAAAAAUGGUAUAGCAACAGAAAGUAAUUACCCUUACAAGGCAAAAGACGAAACCUGUGAUGUAUCAAAGGUGCACAAGCCAACAGUGUCAAUUGAUGGUCAUGAAAAUGUACCCGUAAACAAUGAGGCCGCAUUGCUCAAAGUUGUUGCCAACCAACCUGUAUCUGUAGCCAUUGAAGCCGGUGGAUCUGACUUCCAGUUUUACUCAGAGGGAGUAUUUACCGGAGAAUGUGGCACUGAUCUGGAUCAUGGGGUAGCAAUUGUGGGCUAUGGAACAACUCAAGAUGGAACCAAAUAUUGGACAGUGAAAAACUCAUGGGGAUCCGAAUGGGGAGAGAAGGGUUACAUUAGAAUGAAAAGGGACAUAUCUGACAAGAAAGGUCUAUGUGGCAUAGCAAUGGAAGCUUCCUAUCCAAUCAAAAAGUCAUCUAGUAACCCAACAAAACGUUCAUCAUAUCAUAAAGACGAGCUUUAAAUAUUCCAAAGAAGAUUCAGUAUUGGUCAACCUUGGUGGUUGUUUUCUUGUGUGUAAGGGAUUGCCUCGUACGUAGCCACUAAUAAUAUUUGUAUAUCAAACUCAAUGUCUAAUAAUUAUCCUUUGAAAUUGUUAGGGUUGUGUCGCGUAGAAAUAUAUAAAUAUUUUAAUUUGAUU
Abrus precatorius (Indian licorice) is the source of this 1493-nucleotide messenger RNA. Its product is annotated as vignain-like. Gene Ontology annotation, cellular component: lysosome. The record is from RefSeq and is a predicted model, not a curated record. Gene Ontology annotation, molecular function: cysteine-type endopeptidase activity. The coding region runs from base 231 to 1316 and encodes 361 amino acids. Lineage: Eukaryota; Viridiplantae; Streptophyta; Magnoliopsida; Fabales; Fabaceae. The transcript has 4 exons.